AAUCUGACUUUGCCAAAAAUAAAUCGAAGAAUAUUUACAAAAUUAAAAAAUGCGAUAGGAAUAUUAUGAGAGAGACUUAUUUUCCUAGCUUUUAAGGGUAGUAAUAGUGAUAUCUUUAUUUAUAAUGUCACUAGUUAAGCUCUUAAAAGCACCGAUUAAACUUUUUAAGAAGGAAGUCAUUACAUUUGUCAUCAUUCGGAGGUACGACUUGGGAAUUCUCGAAGAAAAUCUCCGAUACAUAUCUGUGAAACCCUCUGCAUCAAUAUCUGUGCUGCGCACAAAAGUGUGGCAUUUGCUAGACUUGCCGGAUUUUUGUGAAGAAAUCAUCGUGCUCAAGUCCAGCAACGAUGUCGUGAUUCCUCUUGUUGAUCUGCGAAAGGGCAAUGACCCCCAGUACCCGUAUAUCCUCGAAGUUUGGUUGCCGAAUAAUCGACUAUCCUCGACCACGAUGCAUAAUAUGCUGACCAUUGGCAAUGGGGACGACCAGUCACACUAUGGAAAUCAAAUGCAGUCUACGAACAAUACAAUAUACGAAGACCGUCGUGAUGUUGAGGAAAAAUGUGUCUGUGCAUGUUUUUCUCAAACCACAGUCUCGAAUGAUACAAUGGCAUUGAACAAACAUCGAAUUCCUGAGCCCAAAAUGGCAACACGCAACUUCCUAGCUGACUUCAAUAAAAAGUCGGAAAUGUCUUGUCGUAUCUCUAGCACUUCUAUAUUCAAACUCAGUGCAAGGAAGAGCCGAGACAACUUCACUAAUAUUCUGCUAAAAAUACAAAGCGAUUUAUCCACAUUGAGCAAUAAAUUGUCAGUCUUAGAAAACAAGUUGCCGUCCUGACUUUUAUAUCUCAGAGAAUUUUAUUUACGUUUAAAUAUAAAAUCGUCCUUUAA
This is a messenger RNA of Helicoverpa zea (corn earworm), 888 nucleotides long. RefSeq lists its product as uncharacterized. The record is from RefSeq and is a predicted model, not a curated record. The transcript has 4 exons. NCBI's taxonomy places the organism in Eukaryota, Metazoa, Arthropoda, Insecta, Lepidoptera, Noctuidae. The coding region runs from base 125 to 835 and encodes 236 amino acids.